UUAGUCCCACUCGUUCUUAUCGCCCAGCUUUUAUUUUGAUUCUGAGUUGGCAAUCUCGAGUGCUAAAUACAGAUAGACGAAAGAUAAACAUUGCCAACGAACUUUGGACGACGCUACGUCAUCAGCUAGACGGGUCUAAAGUCCAACUUGUUGCACCGAUCUUGUUGUUUGUGUUGUGUUUUGGAUCAGAGUAAACACAACACAUAUAUACAUAGGUUCUAAGGAACAGUUCAGUGCAUUUCUAGAACUCUUCCCAUUGAUAAACCGUUAUUAGCUAGGAAGGGAACAGAAAAUGUCGGCACUUUUGAAAAUGCACAGAGUCCAGAGGCUGUUCAGACCCUCCUUGGUGCGGAGCAUCUCGGAGGUGGCUAAAUAUCCCAGGAUCACCACCCACUAUACGCUUAAUCCCCGCGAGAAGGAUGAACGCUGGACAGAGGUGGACAUGGAGCGCUGCAUCGAGGAGGUGGAUCUGGUGAUCGUGGGUGGAGGACCUGCUGGCAUGUCCGCGGCCAUUCGGGCCAAGCAACUGGCUGCGGAAAAAGAUCAGGAAAUCCGCGUCUGUGUGGUGGAAAAGUCCGCUGAAGUCGGCGGACACAUUCUCUCUGGCGCUGUUAUCGAUCCCGUCUCGCUGAACGAGCUCAUCCCCGACUGGCAAGAGCAGGGUGCUCCGCUAAACACCCCAGUGACCAAGGAUACCUUCUCUUUCCUUACCGGAUCCGGCCGCAUCUCCAUUCCCGUCUUCAAGGGCUGGCCCAUGGAUAACCACGGUAACUAUGUGGUCCGCUUGGGUCACCUCGUCAAAUGGCUCGGUGAUCAGGCGGAGGCCUUGGGUGUGGAGAUCUAUCCCGGUUGUGCUGCUUCCGAAGUGCUCUUCCACGAAGAUGGCAGUGUUAAGGGCAUCGCAACUAAUGAUGUGGGCAUUGCCAAGAGUGGUGCUCCCAAAGACACAUUUGCACGUGGAAUGGAGCUGCACGCCAAAACGACCAUCUUCGCUGAGGGUUGCCGUGGUCACCUGACCAAGCAGAUCCAGCAGAAGUUUGGGCUGAACGAGGGCAGCGAGCCACAGGCCUAUGGAAUCGGUCUGAAAGAGGUUUGGGAGAUCGCCCCCGAGAAACACCAACCUGGUUUGGUGGAGCACACCAUUGGCUGGCCUCUGGACCGCUUUACGUAUGGCGGCUCCUUCUUGUACCAUUUGAAUGAGCCCACUCCCACCAUCGCUGUGGGCUUUGUGGUUGGUCUGAACUACAAGAACCCCUGGCUAAGCCCCUUCCAGGAGUUCCAGCGUUUCAAGACGCAUCCCAAGGUGCGCCACGUCUUCGAGGGCGCAACGCGAAUUGCGUACGGAGCACGCGCCAUCAACGAGGGCGGCUUCCAGAGUUUGCCACAGAAGCUAUCCUUCCCGGGAGGCUGUCUGGUUGGCUGCAGUGCUGGUUUCCUGAAUGUGCCUCGCAUCAAAGGAUCCCACUACGCGAUGAAGAGCGGUAUGCUGGCGGCGGAAAGUGCCUUUGAGGCCAUCAACGCAGACACACAAUCGACGGCUGGCGUGGAACCCACGAGCUACGCUGAAAAAAUCAAGGACUCCUUCGUGUGGAAGGAUCUAUACAGUGUAAGGAAUGUCCACCCCUCGUUCCACAAUCCUUUGGGCCUAUAUGGUGGCCUUGUGCUUAGUGGCUUCUCCAUCUUCAUGGGUGGUCGGGAACCCUGGACACUGAAGCACGGUCCUCAGGAUCACGAAUCCCUGCAACCGGCAAGCUCCAGCACUCCUAUCGUUUACCCCAAGCCCGAUGGCAAGAUCUCCUUUGAUCUGCUGUCGUCGGUGGCGCUUACGGGCACAAACCACGAGGGUGACCAGCCCGCCCAUCUGACGCUAAAGGACGACCGCAUACCGGUGGAUCACAAUCUAGCGCUGUACGAGGGACCCGAGCAGCGUUUCUGCCCUGCCGGCGUCUAUGAGUAUGUGCCCAACGAGGAAGGAGGCAAUAUGAAGCUGCAGAUCAAUGCCCAGAACUGCAUCCACUGCAAGACCUGUGAUAUCAAGGACCCCAAGCAGAACAUCAACUGGGUGGUGCCCGAGGGAGGCGGCGGCCCAGCCUACAACGGCAUGUGAAAGGAUUAUCAUCCCAGCCAAUUUGUGUACCGCGAUUGCAUUUCACUAGAUUAUAAAAUUGAGAAUUUGAACUUAUGAUUCGGAAUUAAGCUUAAAAUUGCAAUAAAAUUGUAGAAAAAGAAAAACGUCACGAAAAUCA
Messenger RNA from Drosophila eugracilis, 2246 nucleotides. It is a transcript of the gene Etf-QO, whose product is annotated as electron transfer flavoprotein-ubiquinone oxidoreductase, mitochondrial. The record is from RefSeq and is a predicted model, not a curated record. NCBI's taxonomy places the organism in Eukaryota, Metazoa, Arthropoda, Insecta, Diptera, Drosophilidae. Gene Ontology annotation, molecular function: electron-transferring-flavoprotein dehydrogenase activity; iron-sulfur cluster binding. Gene Ontology annotation, biological process: electron transport chain. Bases 293 to 2107 code for a protein of 604 amino acids. Gene Ontology annotation, cellular component: mitochondrial inner membrane. The transcript has 6 exons.